GUGCCUAUCUAAUUACUGAGGGGACAGAGUUCCAUAAUGUUGGUGCAACCACACUAAAGGCUCUGUUGCUGAUACCUCCCCCCCCCAAGUGCAUGUCACCACCGACAAGGUCUCAUCAGUUGAACACCGAGAUCAAGCAGUGAUGGAGGGAACAAGUAUGUCGCUGCCAUGGCCACUCUGAGUGUGAAGCCAGGCCAGAGGUUCACGCUCCCAGACUGGCAUACCAACUGUGACCUCAUCUCGACCAACGCUGAGCGACAGCGGUUUGCUUCUCACCAGAUCAGGCAGGAGGCACGGGUGCUUCGCAAUGAAACAAACAACCAGACAAAAUGGGAUGAGCAUGACAACCGCACACGGCUUAAUGAGCGGAUUGAUGCAGUCAAUCGAUGGAAGGAAACCCUGGACAAAUGCCUCACAGAUAUCGACACGGAAAUCAACGCCAUGACUCAAAUGAAGGAGGAGGCAGAGCAGGCCCUGCAGGCUAAGAACCUGCCAUUGGAUGUGGCCAUAGAAAAUCUCACCCUCCGGGAGAGUCGCCGAGCCAUUGAUGUGGUGAAGGACCCUGUCGAGGAUGAGCUGCACAAAGAGGUGGAGGUGAUCGAUGCUGCCAAGAGAGAUCUUCAGCAGAAAGUGAGCGAGGCGUUUGAGCAGCUUUGCCUUUUGCAGGAGGCCCGCCAGCAACUGAACUUUGACCAUCGGGGGAAAAUGGAAGCCCUAGAGAUCGACCGGACCUGCGUUUCCCUCAAUGUCAACUCUCCAAAUAUCUCCUACAAAGUCAAUCCUACCCGAGUGCCAAUUGGAUCUAUCACUCCAGAGCAAUGGGAUCAGUUCAGCCAAUACAACAAGGACCGAGCGGAAGCAGAACUGAAAGCAGCUGCGGAUUUGCGGGAAGCCAUUGCACUCACCAUUGCCCAGACUGACAACGAACUAGAAGCGCAGCGUGUGGCCACAGAAUUUGCCUUCCGGAAGAGGAUCCGUGAUUUGGAGAGAGCGCUUGAUGAGCUGAGGUGGCAAGAAAAGAAUACUCUGGAAGAAAUUGCUGAGAUGGAGGAGGACAUCAGGCGCCUGGAGGAUGAUCUCCGGAAGAAGGUGUGGAAUCUGAAAUUGGCUCACACCCGCCUGGAGACCCGGACUUACCGCCCCAACAUGGAGCUUUGUCGUGAUCAGGCUCAGUAUGGAUUGACGGAUGAGGUGCAUCAGCUAGAAGGCACCAUUGCUGCUCUGAAGCAGAAGCUGGCACAGUCACAGGAUGCUCUGGAUGCUCUCUACAAACACCUGUAUCGCAUCCAGACAGAUAUCAGCUACAAAACCAACUCCCUGAUGCUGGAUAACAAGUGCAUGGAUGGCAGACGGAAGCUGACGGUCCCUGCUGAGAAAUUUGUGCCAGAGGUGGAUACCUUCAAUCGCACCACCAAUCGCACUCUCUCACCCCUCAAGAGUCGGCAGUUGGAGCUGGCAUAGUCAAAUGGCAUGGGAUGUGCAAUCCCAUGAGUAACACUAAAGAAAGGAUGGGCUUGGGAAGUGAGCAACAUACUCCCUCCCAGUCACUCACUUCAAUGCCAAGCCAGGCUGGUAAUCUGUGGCAUAUUGACAUGAAUUUUCUUCUCCCUCUUGCUUCAUUUCUGCUCUCAAAGUUGUAUAAAUUGCCCCUCUUACAGCUCUGGUGCUCCGAGAAAGUGCGAUAACCAAUAAACAUGU
Molecule: messenger RNA, 1698 nt
Organism: Rhineura floridana
Lineage: Eukaryota; Metazoa; Chordata; Lepidosauria; Squamata; Rhineuridae
Gene: TEKT2
Product: tektin 2
Exons: 10
Coding region: 169-1461 (430 amino acids)
Biological process (GO): cilium movement involved in cell motility; cilium assembly
Cellular component (GO): nucleus; microtubule cytoskeleton
Source: RefSeq, a predicted model, not a curated record